ACAUGACUCACUCUUAGAGUGGCAGGCACUUGGACACACAGCAGCAGUCUCCCAUUAAUUUGCUCUCAUUGAACUUGUGCUGUGACUUACCUUUUUUUCCCCCCAAACCUGCACUUUCUACUUUUUCUGUUUCUUGUGUGUUUUGCACAAAUCUGACAACAUGUGCCUUCUCAGGACUAUUCUGCUGUUUUUUUUACUUGGUUCCAUUUCCUGUGUUCAGUUUUUGGCACCUCUGAACAUGGGAGGAGUCACUGGGCAGGUGCAGUUUGACGCAACUUCUCAGAUGGCAACUGUCAACGUGUCUGGUGUUGGAUCCUGUGGUUCAUUAAACUUUUCCCUCAGCGAGUUCCCUGUCAUGUAUGGCCACUUUGCUCAGCCCUGUUCUGAAGAAAAUAUCGGCUCCAGUAUCUUCACCUUUACAGCUGAUCCUGCCUCAAAUUCUAGCAUCAAUGUGUCCCACCUCUUUGAGCAAAGACCAAACCUCGAUGACUUCUCGCUGUUGUUGCAAACAUGUGACGGAAUUAAAGUAUGCACAGUUGUAAGUCAAGGUCAUACCCUCUCAACUAGUCAGGCCAGGUUCUACGGGCCCAUCGCAGGUAACAUUUAUAUCCGUCUUAACACAGGACAUGCCAGCCCUAGAGUUCUUGCAGAUCUUGUGACAAUUGGUCAGGUUAAUGCAUCACAAACCAAUGUCACUCUCUAUGGAGCUACAAGUGCUGCUGCAAACUGUGAUAAUCUACUUGGAAGCUUGAAUUCUGCAGCUGUGACCAGUCUGGGUGUCAUACAGGUUGGGACCCCUUUGCACCUCCAUAAAUCCCGUCUGGACCCUACUAGCUUCAACACCACAAAUAACUUUCUUCUCCUUAAAAUGGGGUCAAGUUUCAGGUGUGCUCAGAUAUAUAAUGUGCCAGAAAAGCAGGUUAGAGCUGAUGUGAACAUGAACGGGAUCAAAGGAUACUUUAGUUUUCAUCAGGCUUCCCCUUUUGAUGUCACAGAGUUGAGCGUGAACCUGACUAACUUACAGAAUAAAGUUGCCUUUUACCACGUCCACAACUUUCCUGUCAGGUCAAGAUCAAGCCGGUGUUCAAAUAAUAAUGUGGGUGACCACUGGAAUCCGUUCAAUAUAAACAGAAGUGAUCCAACAUACCCCAAAGUGCCAGGGUCAACACAUGACAUGUAUGAGGUGGGUGACCUCAGUGGCAAGCACGUGACCCUAGCAGGUAGAAAUAUGGUGGACAUGACAUUCAAAGACUUCAGUCUUCCACUGUUUGGAACGAACAGCAUUGUAGGCCGCUCAGUCGUCAUUCACCAACCAAAUGGUUUAAGGUACGCUUGUGCCAGCAUCAGCUAUCCCGGUGAGGUUAUUGUUGGCAGAGCCAUAUUUCAAAGCCCUGUGGUUGGUGAGAUCUGGUUCACACAGCUGGUGAACAACCCUCUCUCUGAUGUGUCCAUAUUUAUGAAUUUGGCAUAUGGAAAUCCUACAACACCAACCAGACACCACAACUGGCAUGUUCACAGCUACCCCAUUAGCUCAGAGAGGGAUGAUGAUGAUGGCCGCUGCAGCACAACAGGAGAUCACUGGAACCCCUUUAACAUCAGCAAAGACAGCAGUUAUUCCCUCCACUGUAACCCAUCUGGUCCCUUCUCCUGCGAGGUGGGAGACCUCUCUAGCAAACAUGGUACCAUUGAUCUUGGCACCACGGUAGAGGUGGUGGCUGCAAAAUACUUCUUCACUGAUGUCACCUCCUGGUUGCCCAAGCCAGGCAUUAUUGGCCAUUCUGUGGUCAUCCAUCAAGCAGAAAAAGGAGGGCCAAGAAUAGCCUGUGCCAAUGUUACGAUGGUGCACGUUCCCAAAGCUAGCUUAGGUAGCUGGUUUGGUCCUGGAGUUUCUGAUGGCCAGCUGUAUUUCUCCCAGGCUGUCCCACAAGGUCCCACAACUAUAAAUGUUUCUUUAAUGAACCUGAACUCCAUAGCUGGUGGUUACCAUGUUCACAUUUUGCCCCUCAUACCUGGCAGUGUAGAGCCUUGCUCAAAUGCAAACAUCCAGGGUCACUUCAACCCACUAGCCUGGAAUGUAUCAGAGUCCCCUGCACCUGGAGCUGGCACUGUGGACCAGUAUGAGAUGGGAGAUAUCAGCGGGAAGUUCGGGAUGCUUAAUGGUCAAAACAACUUUGAGGCUGUAUACACGGACCCCGACAUGUUAAUGAGUGGACCUUACAGCAUAGUGGGAAGGUCACUGGUGGUUCACAAUGUCAGUGGAUCAAGAAUUAGGUGUGCUGACAUCUUGGCUGACAGAACCACAGAUGGUCAGUGGAUUACUGCCAAGGCUGUCUUUACUGGUACAGUGACGGGGACAGUCAGACUGCACCAGCAGGUGUUUCUUGAUGGGAGCAGCAGCGAUGUUACUCUGGAAGUGAACCUUCACUCAGCAAGGGGAAGCACAACUGCGGCAUCCUUGUUCAUCACAAACAAUCAUAUUGACACUGGAUGCAACAGCGUGGGAGACACAUUCAAUCCCUUCAACAUGACAUCAACGAGCUCCAGCUGUUCUCUAGAAAACUCACUGAGUUGUGUGGUAGGGGAAAUAUCUGUGAGGCAUGGCAUGAUUCACCUGACACAGAGAGAAUUCUACACUGACAGCAUUAUCCACCUCUCUGGGGACAGCACAGUGGUCUACAGAUCUUUAGUGCUGAAAAAUGAAGGAAGCAUCAUUGCAUGUGCCGACAUCCUCCCUGAAUCCCCGUCAGCUGAGCAGACCUUUCGCAGCGUGAAUGCAUUCAGCCGAUAUGACUUCCGUAGGAGGGUAGCUGAAGUGCUGCAAAUGGACCUAGCAAGAGUUACCAUAUUGCCCAUAUCUCCCCAGACUGUAGCCAAUGGAACAUGUCAGCAAGUCAACUUCAUGGUAUCUGGGAAUGUGAGCACUGAACUGCUGAAGUCUGUCAAAACCAGUGAGAAAAUGGGCAUCUACAAAGAGUAUGAGAGAUGUACAAGAAGUGUCAGCCCGGCACUGAUGCCAGGGACUUUUCUUCUUGGCUUGAUGUUCGCCUUCGCCUCUCUGCUACCUUCAGCAGUUUAUUUAUAGCUCGGAGACUCUGCCACACCGUGCCCCAUCACCGGGAAUGCAUGACCUUAAAAAGAUUGUAUGUGUCUAUCAAAUGGCACAGUGGCCAGCAACCAAAUAAUGAUAAUAAUCUGCCACGUUUGACUUCAAUCAAAUAAGAUCUUCCCUUUUUUUCAGUUAAGGCAACAAGUAAUUAUUUAGUGUAGCUUUCAUAGAUAAUUUCAUCAAACUAGCGUGGGUUGGUUUCAAUGCUAUGUAUUUUCUGACCUCCAGACUUUGUUCUUCAUGUAUGCACUAUCCAAAUAACC
Molecule: messenger RNA, 3369 nt
Organism: Archocentrus centrarchus (flier cichlid)
Lineage: Eukaryota; Metazoa; Chordata; Actinopteri; Cichliformes; Cichlidae
Gene: cusr
Product: Copper-only SOD repeat protein
Exons: 10
Coding region: 161-3082 (973 amino acids)
Biological process (GO): superoxide metabolic process
Molecular function (GO): metal ion binding
Source: RefSeq, a predicted model, not a curated record